This is a messenger RNA of Morus notabilis, 1546 nucleotides long. RefSeq names its product zinc transporter 5. Bases 191 to 1264 code for a protein of 357 amino acids. The transcript is spliced from 11 exons. The record is from RefSeq and is a predicted model, not a curated record. Lineage: Eukaryota; Viridiplantae; Streptophyta; Magnoliopsida; Rosales; Moraceae.
UCUAAGUUAUGCUGUGUGCUUCUUCGCUCCCAAGAAAUCGAACGAAGCUUUUUGAUAAAUCGGUAAUGAAGUAGAGAAGCUCGUAAUCAGUUAUUAUUUUCAUAAGUGCUUUAAACCUCUUGGAUUAAGUGGUUUGUUUUCCGCAACGAAACAAGAUCGAUUCCGUUUAUCUAUCGAUUAAGUUUCCAAAAUGAUGCCUCCGGGGCAAAUGCCUGAAGAUCGAAGAUCUUCUCCGCAUUUCAGGCACACUCCCUUGCAAGUUAUCCAUAUUGUUGGAAACUUCAUGAGAAUCUGGUCAAUUUACUCCCUCUACCGAUACUUAUCGCAGACAGGCGCUUCUGUUGUUCUUUUUCUCUUCACUUGUCUAGUCCCAGCAUCCAUCCUGUUUUUAGUAUUGCAAAAGCCUUGGAAGGGCAGGCCGCUCUCCAAUGUACAGGUAGUUCCUUCGAUAAUCAAUGGUGGAAUAACAGCUUUAUACUUCAUUCUGUGGGGAAAAGGCCUCAGAUCUUGUGGACCUCUUAGAGCUAUAUUAGCAGAGUAUUCUGGUGCUGUUCUUGGAGUAUUAUCUGCAGUAUUAUAUGGGAGGAGGGGCCAAAUAUGGAAAAAGAUAGGUGGGCUUGUUGCAAUGUUGACAUCUUUCUACUUCUUAUCUCAAGGAUGGGCCAUGGCAACAUAUUCUCCAUUCACAUUUAAGGAUAGUCCUGCUGAUAUUGAGGUUCAGACUGAGGAAGUUUUGGGCAUGACAGAGAUGGCUGUUCCAAUCCUUGCUGGAGUCUUAUCAGCCCUGAGAAGGGUGAUUGCACGACGUGUUUCACUCAAGAAUCAACUUAAAAGGAGACUCCAUGCUAUAACUAUUGCUUCUGCAACGUGUUUCCUGUUUCCUGUGGCCAUGUGGGACAUGAUUAUUGGAUCACCUUCAAGUAGCAGUGAGAAGAUGCCUUUCUCUGUUUGGGCUUUCUCAAGCACCGUUCUUUUUGGAGUUAUCUUCAUAUUCUACAUUGACAGCAUUGCAGAGGAGAGAUUACACGUGGUGUUCUCUUCUCCAAGGCAUUUAAUGGUUGCUGGAGGAUGUAUAAUUGUGAUGGAGAUAAUUUAUAAAAUGGACUUCUCUCUGGCAGGGUUCCUAAUUUGCUGUUUCAUUUUGGGCGUUGGAAUAUAUGAGGCAACCUCUCUGGAACGUACGAGAAGAGAUUCUUCUCAAACUUCAGAUAUAUCAAAUGGAAUUUUGGAGGACCCAAUUCAGAUGUCUUCACUUCCAACUUGAAUUAUUAUGGAUUCACCAUGUACAUCACUUGGUUCUUUCACAGGAUGUUUGUAAUCAUAAAUACGGGAAAGGAAAAGUCGAUCAUUGGUGAUUCCUUGGCGAAUUCUUGAUCACCGAUUGAAUGGAACUGCGAGAAUUUUUUAACUCAUUGUUCAACGUCUGCUGAAGAAACAUACUAGUACCAACCUGUAGUGGAGUUCUAUGACGAGAUUCUUUUUCUAACAAAUUUUGUUCAUAACCUGCACCUUUUGAUUAAUGGUAACUAUUGUUGUAGAGUUUGUC